AUGAAGCACGGGAGACCGCUGGUGCACGGGUACUACCUGCCCCUAAUAGCCGACGUGGAAAACGUUCUUUCGUUAGGAGAGGACCAAGACGUACGGGAGCGCACGAGAUGUCAAGUUGUCAACCACGUCCAAAACUUCGUGCAAAGAUUUUCGAGUCACAGUCCGUCACAGCUCGAGCGGUUCUGUCACAAAGCAGAAGUCAAGACGAGGAAAUUCGUCAAAGACAACCCGGACAUCCUAAUCACGGAAGCGGACAAGGGGAACAGGACGGUGGUCAUGAGUUUGGAGGACUAUGAUGGGAAGAUGCUGCAGCUCGUCAAUGACUCCGAUACGUACGAACCACUAAAAGCAGAUCCGACUGAUAAAUAUCAACGGAAAAACAACAGCAUGGUUCAACGUCUGGUCAAUCUGCAGCUAAUCGACGGUAAAACCAAACACCAGUUGAUGUGCUACAACGCUGUGUGUCCACGCAUAUAUGGAUUGCCAAAGGCACACAAGCAAGGAAUGCCACUACGCCCAGUGGUGCCCAACGUCACAGCACCAACGUACCACCUCAGCAAAUACAUCGCGCAGAUAUUACAGUCGUCUUUUACCAGCGAAUACGAUGCCAGGGACUCGAAGACGUUCUGUGAGUAUGUGAACCAGCUAGAUGUACCCCCGGACCACAUAAUGGUCUCCCUUGAUGCCGUAUCCCUGUUUACCAACGUAACCAAGCCAUCUGUCAUCCAUGACGUCAUCAUGGUUUGGGACAAAAUCCGGGGAAAAACCAGAAUCAACCUCGAUUUAUUCCUGGAACUAAUCACAUUCUGUAUGGAUGCAAGCUUCUUCUGCUUCAGAGGAAAGUUUUUCCAUCAACGGUCCGGUACGGCAAUGGGCAGCCCACUGUCACCGGUGUUAGCGGACAUCGUGAUGGAUAGCAUCAUCAGCAGAGCAAUCAAUGCAGCAAACAUUCCACCGCAGCACAUCCGAAAGUAUGUAGACGACCUAUUUUUGCUGAUCCACAAAGAUCGGGUGCAGGAGGUACUCGAAAUAUUCAACCGACAAAACGAAAGCAUCAAGUUCACAUGCGAGGUUGAAAAGGAAGGGAAGCUGCCAUACCUGGAUAUGCUACUGAUCCAAACGGGUGAAGGAAGAAUAAAAACGGACUGGUAUUCAAAGCCGAUAUCGUCCGGCAGAAUACUAAAUUUUUUCUCCUUCCAUCCCAUUGAUCAAAAAAUCGGGGUUGCAACGAACUUUAUCAAUCGAGUUCGUACCCUGAGCACAAUCCGGACAGAAGAGGAGAAGAAUCAACUCAUCCGGAGACAGCUUUCAAGCAAUGACUACCCACUGCAUCUGAUAAACAGAAUGCUGCAUCAAUCAAGACCACCCGAAGCAGCAGACACGCCGAACGUAUACCGAUCUGUGGUGCACAUCCCCGGUCUAACACCAACCAUCAAGAGAAUGCUCAGGCAAAAUGUUCCGUCGGUUGGCAUUGCAUGUAGCAACACCAACACAGUUAAGCAGCUGUAUAAAACAGCAAAAGAUCCCGUUCCGUACAUGCAGAAGUCCAAUGUCGUGUACAAAAUAACAUGCAGAGACUGCUCCGGUUGCUACAUUGGUAUGACCAAGAACCAACUGAGAACGAGAAUGUAUGGCCAUCAAACGUUGAUAAACACGUUGGAUAGGAAGCUCUCAGCUGGACUCUCAUACGAUGAUCCAGAGAUACAGCUGCUAUCUCAAAAGACUGCUUUGAUGGAGCACUGUAUACAACAACAGCACAGAUUUGACGUAGCCAACCCUACAAUCAUCGACUGCUGCUUCAAAACUCAGGCUCUCCCUGUUUUGGAAAUGUGCCACAUUCUCACCACUCCACAAACAGUGAACCGUCGCACUGAUACGGAAGACAUGAGCGCUACCUACAGCUUUCUCAUCGCAUCGGUAGACGAUCUCCGGAGGGAAAACAGACGCACAGAUGGAUCGAGAAACCAAUACAAUGAUGCGAGACACACAACACAAGAUGACACCGUCGGCUAA
Aedes albopictus (Asian tiger mosquito) is the source of this 2013-nucleotide messenger RNA. RefSeq lists its product as uncharacterized. The transcript has 2 exons. NCBI's taxonomy places the organism in Eukaryota, Metazoa, Arthropoda, Insecta, Diptera, Culicidae. The record is from RefSeq and is a predicted model, not a curated record. The coding region runs from base 1 to 2013 and encodes 670 amino acids.